Molecule: messenger RNA, 408 nt
Organism: Macrosiphum euphorbiae (potato aphid)
Lineage: Eukaryota; Metazoa; Arthropoda; Insecta; Hemiptera; Aphididae
Source: the annotation of a GenBank genome assembly
AUGGAGCAACCUCAUUGGCUCUUUGAACAAAAGCUCCAACACCUUGUCACGCUUCUUCAAACUAAACUGGCAUUGCUUCAAACACUUCUACUAUCCCUCCCACUCGAGGACACUGCAGGAAAUCUCAUUUUAUAUCCUGAGCAUAAAGCCGCUCUCCUGGAUAAUUCCUUUGAAGCCCAAUUUUGCUCCCCUCCGUGCAACCCCAACACCAACAUCUCUUUCAUGACAAACCGAACCACCAGCGCACACCUCCACUGCGUAAUUAAAUUGCGUUCCCUAGACGGCGUGCUCCUGGGACAGACGGCAUUAACAAUAGCGCCCUUAAACAUAGCGGAUGCAAAACCAUCACACAUCUAUGCCGCAUAUUCAACUGGUGCAAAUGACUCAAUUAUUUCUGUCUGCAGUUGA